Larimichthys crocea (large yellow croaker) is the source of this 1092-nucleotide messenger RNA. RefSeq names its product trypsinogen-like protein 3. Lineage: Eukaryota; Metazoa; Chordata; Actinopteri; Sciaenidae. Gene Ontology annotation, cellular component: secretory granule. Gene Ontology annotation, biological process: proteolysis. The record is from RefSeq and is a predicted model, not a curated record. The coding region runs from base 52 to 822 and encodes 256 amino acids. The transcript is spliced from 5 exons. Gene Ontology annotation, molecular function: serine-type endopeptidase activity.
ACAAACUAUCAGAACUACAGAGGAACACUACAAAAACAACAGGCAUACAGAAUGAGUCUUCUCCUUCUGGUGGUUGCUUUGGGGCUUGCAGGAGCGGCUCCCUUGGAGGACAAGGUCUGCCAGCCUCACUCUAGACCCUGGCAGGUCAGGUUGCAUUAUGGAAGAAGUUCCUGCAGUGGAGCUCUCAUUAACCAAUGGUGGAUAGCAACCUCCUUUACAUGUUCACCCACAUCCAGCAACGCCAUUGUAUCUCUUGGGGAACAUGACAUUACAGUGGAGGAGGGCACAGAGCAGCACAUUCGAGUUGCUGCCGUAAUCCCUCACAGUCCCUACCGCUCAAGCCUCCACAGCCUCACGCUGGUCCGUUUGGCCGAACCUGCUCGCUUCACCAAGUAUGUUCAGCCCAUCCCUCUGCCGAGACGCUGCCCACAGCCUGGAGAGACCUGCUAUGUCAGCGGCUGGGGAUCUACCAUCCCAAAUGAUUAUAGUCCUUCUCAACAGCUGAAAUGUAUAACGGUGCCUAUUGUGAAUGACCAGACUUGUGAGCGCGCAUUCCCUUCCGAUUUGUAUUGGAGUGAUGGCAUGGUCUGUGCUGGGCAAGAACACACAGAUAACUGCAUGUAUGAUGCCAGCAGUGUGUUGGUGUGCGAUGGCGAGCUGCAGGGUUUGCAGUGGCACAAUCAUGGCUGCAGGGAUCGAGCUAAUCCCACCGUCUACACCAAGAUGUGCAAGUACAAUAGGUGGAUCAACCAGGUGAUGGACAGCUACUUUCAGACAACCACUGCAGGAACAACACCUGCAAAUAUAAACAACAACGAAUAAAAUGUCAUAUGUUCUGAGAAAUCAUGUUUUAUUUAUGAAUUUUAGUACACUCUUUACUCUGUGUUUCCUCCUUUUUCCUCAUUUGCCUCAGCACACAGCUGGCUAAUAGCUGCUAAUUAGCUCAGAUCUUUUUUUCCCCCUCAGUAAAUCAUAAUUUCACACAUGCUGCUGUGCAUACAGGAGACAGUGAUGAUGAAUUAUACAUAGACAGCGAUUGUUUGUUUUGUUUUUACACGUUGAACAUAAAAAUUACUACAUCUUGAUAAAAAA